Messenger RNA from Paramacrobiotus metropolitanus, 803 nucleotides. RefSeq lists its product as uncharacterized. NCBI's taxonomy places the organism in Eukaryota, Metazoa, Tardigrada, Eutardigrada, Parachela, Macrobiotidae. The transcript has 4 exons. Bases 70 to 576 code for a protein of 168 amino acids. The record is from RefSeq and is a predicted model, not a curated record.
AAUAUUCAUAGCGACAUCGUCCAUUUUGCAUACAUACAGUUCAACAAAUAAGGAUUUUUCGCAUCCACCAUGAUUCGCUCAAUCGUUUGGUGCAUUGUUUUGUUUGGCGCCGUAUUCGCGCAACAACAACAAGCUCAAAAAGAAGGACUUUCGGAGCCGGCUCCAGCGGAAUCCAGCCUGUAUGGGCGAUACCGAUCAGGUGGAUAUGGCGGUAACAGCUACGGCCACAUUGAUCCCCGCUACUUCGACAGGGGAGAUACUCCUCACUUUGGAUUGGCUGGAUUCCCUUUUGGAUAUGAGCGACGUUAUUACGGCCAAAAUGUGGUCUAUGACAAUUCGCUGGCUGGCUUCCCUCUGAAUUACUAUAACUACCAACAAGACUACAACAACAACAACUAUGGCGGUGGUUACAAUGCCGGCUAUAAAGGCUCGAGCUACAAGCCUCAGUACCGAUCAUCGGCUGCUUACAGUCUGCCCCCCAAAAGCUACGGAAGUUAUCCUUCAUUGGAGUACGGAGCUUAUCUCGGACAUGGCAAGCCGUCCAGCAACUACUACAGCCUGCAGUACGGCUACUAAGACAGUCUACUCUGUAGAUGAGGGCUUCAGUCGCCUGGAUCAGCUAAAUCUGCAACCGAUUCCGCGCAUGCUUUUCGAUCAGUUUAUAAAAUUUUUGUGGAUAAAAAAUUUAUUUAACAGAAUGAUGUAAUUUUGUACUUGUUUCCACUCACUACUCAAUUCAUGUGAUCGGCAAAGUUUUGUUAGCUAUUUUUAUGAAUGUAACUCAGUAAAGCUAUAUCCUCCAG